AGGCUUAUUUGUGGAGAUAAAGAGAGCAGGCUCCCCUCUUUUACUCCACCACCCCCACUGCCCCCUCUAGCUUUUUCAGUAGUAAAACCCCAUCUCUACCAAAAGCAAAAGCACACCAUUUCUUCUGCAAUGGCCAAAACCAGUAAACCCAAAAAAACCACCAAACAAAACCACAAAAUAUCAAAUCAAACCAAAGCUCCCAAACAAAACCAAACCAACACUAGUCUCCCCAAACCAGAAAAACCAGCUUCUUGGGCAGUUGUGAGAAGCCUCUUCACUUGCAAACACCUUCAAGCCCAGCAGCAACAACAGCCACAAAUUCAAGAAAAUGAAAAGCAGAAACAGCCGCCACCACCCCCACCACCACCACCACCGCAACAACAACAACAACAACAAAAGCAGCUGAAACAAGAGCAACUCAAUGAAGACAACAAGAAAAACAAGAAAAUGAACUGCUCAGGGUCAUCUCUGUGUAGCAACACUAAGGUCAUGCACAGGCCUGAAACUUCAUCAUCAACCUCCCCGGAAAACAUGAAAAAAAGGGCUGCAGCUGCAAUGAACAUUGAUGGGUCCAGCUCUAGCAGAUCCAUGAAAACUCCCUUAAAAGAGUUCAAUGGAAGUUCAUCUUCUUCACUGUCUUCUCCUCUGAGAGGCAUCCCAUUCAGGAAACUCUCUGGUUGCUAUGAGUGCAGAAUGGUAGUUGAUCCAGUUCUUGGUUUCACUAGAGACCCUUCUCUCAGAGCCACCAUUUGUUCUUGUCCUCAAUGUGGUGAGAUUUUCAUGAAACCUGAAAACCUGGAGCUUCAUCAAACUGUUAGGCAUGCAGUAUCUGAACUGGGGCCAGAAGACACAAGCAAAAACAUAGUAGAAAUCAUAUUCCAAUCAAGCUGGCUAAGAAAACAACAAUCCCCAGUAUGCAAAAUCGACAGAAUCCUCAAGAUCCAGAACACCCCCAAAACUAUCUCGAAAUUUGAAGAGUACAGAGACUCCAUCAAGACCAAAGCCACCAAGCUCCCCAAGAAACACCCCCGGUGUAUUGCAGACGGCAAUGAGCUUCUCCGAUUCCACUGCACGACUUUCAUGUGUUCAUUAGGCCUCAAUGGGUCAUCAAAUCUCUGCAACUCAAUCCCGCAUUGUGGGGUUUGCAGUAUCAUCAAAAAUGGUUUUAAGGUCGCCGGAAAUGGGAUUCUGACGACGGCCACCAGUGGGAAAGCUCAUGAUGAUUCUGGGGUGGGGCCGGAGAAUGAGAAAAGGGCCAUGUUGGUGUGCCGGGUGAUUGCUGGAAAGGUGAAGAAAGGCGAAGAAGGGGGGUCGGAGGAGUAUGAUUCCGUCGCCGGAGCUGCCGGAGUUUAUGCUAAUUUUGAUGAGUUGUAUGUUUUUAAUGCAAAAGCUAUUUUGCCUUGUUUUGUUGUUAUCUAUGGGGGCUUUUAGAUGGAGGGAUCAUUUGGUCAUUUCAAUGUCCUUUGCUGAUGAUAUUGCUUAAGAUUUGUAAUCUCUCCUACCCAAAGUCAUCGGUUCCACAAAACACUUAUGUACAAUGUAUGUCUUUCUUUUUCUCAUGGGACCGAUAUAAGUCUAUAUACUCAUCCUGUUUUUUACUAUA
Molecule: messenger RNA, 1603 nt
Organism: Daucus carota subsp. sativus
Lineage: Eukaryota; Viridiplantae; Streptophyta; Magnoliopsida; Apiales; Apiaceae
Exons: 2
Coding region: 130-1431 (433 amino acids)
Source: RefSeq, a predicted model, not a curated record